Acanthochromis polyacanthus (spiny chromis) is the source of this 2527-nucleotide messenger RNA. It is a transcript of the gene mterf2, whose product is annotated as mitochondrial transcription termination factor 2. Lineage: Eukaryota; Metazoa; Chordata; Actinopteri; Pomacentridae. Gene Ontology annotation, cellular component: mitochondrial matrix. Gene Ontology annotation, biological process: regulation of DNA-templated transcription; termination of mitochondrial transcription. The coding region runs from base 111 to 1238 and encodes 375 amino acids. Gene Ontology annotation, molecular function: double-stranded DNA binding. The transcript has 2 exons. The record is from RefSeq and is a predicted model, not a curated record.
CUGUGGUUAAAAGACAAACAGACAAACUACAGAUGAAGAAAUCAGUUUCAUAACAAACCUUCCAUCCUCUGAUAGCAGCUAAAGGUGAUCAGUUUGUAAACUUUGCAUCAAUGCUGCGUUUGAUCGCCACAUCCCUGUGCCUCCGGUGCCCACAUGUCUCCACUCUGCCUCUAAACCUCAGGACAUGUGUGACGCUCAGCUCAGCAGAGAACCAGCAAACUGUGGAGGCUCUUUAUGAUCUCUCUGUGGACAUCCAGAAGGUCCGCAAACUUAAGGGCUGGGUGCUGCACCAGAGUCCAGCCUACACUAAGGAGGUCGCUGAGCUGCUGAGGAACAUGGGGGCUUCGGGCCCCAUCAUUGCUCGUAUCUUAGGAGUUCACCCAGAAGCUGUUCUCUGUAAUCCGAAGCACAUGCAGACUCAGAGAGAGCUGUGGAUGUCUGUGUGUCCAAACCAGAAAGACCUGGUUGCUAUCAUCGAGAAGUUUCCAGCCUCCUUCUUCACAUCCUCCAGCCACCACGACAACCAGCGGAACAACAUCGCUUACUUCCAGAGCUUAAACCUCAACAAGCGAAUCAUCACCAAGCUCAUGGCCAGCGCUCCCCAGAGCUUCAGCCGGCCGGUAGAGCAGAACCAGGUGAUGGUCUGCACCCUCCAGCAGGCCUACCGGGAGCUGGGAGGGGAGGAGGCCAACAUGAAGAUCUGGCUUCAGAAGCUGCUGAGCCAGAACCCGUUUGUUCUUCUGAAACCCCCGGAGGUGCUGAGACAGAAUCUGCUGUUCCUGAGAGACAAGGGCUUCAGCACGGCAGAGCUCCUCCGACUCCUCUCCAGUCUCAGGGGCUUUGUCACCGAGCUGAACCCAGACAGCAUGCGCUCCACCCUGGCAUACUCCCAGGACACCAUCGGCUGCUCUGAAGCCGAGCUGCGGGGCAUCAUCCUCAAGUGCCCGGCUCUGCUUUACUACCCUGAGUCUAUCCUGGCCGAGCGCUUUAAGGGCCUCCUCGACGCCGGCGUCAGCAUGUCUCAAAUCACAGAGAUUCCAACUGUCCUGGAGCUGACCACACAGAUAGUGAACUAUCGCAUCCAACGCCUGAAGGCAAGGGGUUAUGAUGUGAGGACAGGAAGUCUGCAGGUCCUAAACGGCACCAAGAAAGACUUUGAGAUGAGCUUUGGAAAACUACAACUCCGCAGAGAGAGGCCACUGUUUAACCCUGUCGCACCUUUAAAAGUAGAUGACUGACAUACAGAUGAUUGUAAGCAUGAAUUUAAAGGGACACUAUUAUGGUUAUAUAUAUAUACUUGUCUGUAUCAGAUUAGUGUCUUAAGGUGCAUUCACUUCCAUCAGUGACUUUAAAUCUCAAGUUUUAUUUCUGUUUAACAGGACAGAUUACAAUGUUGCUGUUACAACUUGACAGUAAAUCUUGUCUGUGAAGACUCCUUCAAUUGCAAACCAAACUACCUCCUGAUUCUAAAAUUCAAGUGUACAAACUGGAUCUUCAUUCAGUUUUUUAAAGGUGCUCAAACCUAGAUCACACUCAGCUGAAGGUACAACACAGAGAGUUUGUUUUAACUCCGCCUCUGCUGCAAAAAUCUACAACCUUGUGGGAUGUAGACUAACCAAAAUCCUAUUAACAAGCUCCCUAUGAGUCCUGUUUGUUUUUUUUGUACUUAGGUAUUGUGAAGUUUAUCAUUUCAUUCUACUUCUAGUUCAUAUCAAAGAAAUCUGUGAUCACACCUCAACAUUCAGUUUUCAUCACUUGAGUCUGUUGGUAUCACACAGAAAAAGCAUCGCAGUUUUAUUGCAGGUAUAAAGGAGAUAAGGAUUGAUUCACACAGUAACAUCUGAAAAUUAGACAAAUGCAGUGGAAUUAUGAUGUGUCACCGUUUUUAGGGAAGAUGUCGCUCCUCGUCAAAUAAAAAAAAAAGAUUGCACCUUAUUUACAAAUUACCUCAUUACAAUAACUCCACAUAAAACGUUGCGUGACGAAACAGCGCGAUGACAGAUGCGCUGACUCGUCUGUCAAACGUAUUACUGAGUAUAACUGAGGACGAACAAAGCUUUUCGAGCUGUUUUAUUUACAGCCUGCGCAAGUGUCUCAUUUUCACACAAUGUUCUUGGCAGCACAACUGUUCCCCUCGGGGAUGAAAUCUAACCGUGUCUCACAUUUUUAUUGUUAUUCUACAGAUGGAGGCACUUUGUAAUAAACUAUUUCACUACUAAAGUGUCACUUCAUUAUCAUUUCAAAUGAAUUUUAAAGCACCCACACAAAAUGAAGAAGCAAAGUGAAGUUCCUUUGAUUUGGAAGUGGUUUAUUUGAAUGCACUCUGCAACCUUUGAUGGAAUCUUCAUUCAAAAAGCAAGUUGAGCUUCAGUACGUCUGUGAAAAAUUGAUCUUUUGUUACGUUUGGUGUUAAUUAGAAGUUUUCAUGUCAAUGUAUGUUGCAUGGGAUGAAAAAAGAGCCCACAUUUAUUCUAGUGUAAGCCACAAAAUCAAUAAACAAUCAUGCCGAGCAUUGUCUAAACCAAGA